AUGGACCUGACAAAAGAACGUUGUGUGAGGAGAUGUCAGCAGGCUGCGCUCACUAAAUGGUCAAACUGGGUGAAACUUCACAAGAAGACACGAGCUGUCGCUGUCGCCAAACUUGAGAGAGUUGUAAAUUAUGGCCGUCUGAAGCGCAUCAUCGCUUCAUGGCAUAACGUUGUGAAGGACUCAAAGAGGACAAGAGAGGACCUUGAGAUCUGGCAGAGUGAAGAAAUGGGCCGUUAUGAAAACCCCAACAGAGUCCAGGAGACAGGGAAAGGAUGUGAGGAGCUGUUGAUUCUCCCUAGCUUCCUCUUACUGAAGAUCCUUCAAUAUCUAGAAUUCCGAGAUUGGCUCGCUUGUGCUGAGGUGUGUUGCACGCUGAAAUCUCUUGUUCAGUCCGGCGCAUUGUGGAGUCAGAUCAACUUCUCUGUGGAGAAACACUGGAUAACAGACGGCAUAGUGCAGCAGGUUCUGCAGAAAUAUCGCCCGUUUGUGAUCCAUCUCAACCUGCGCGGCUGCACGUCUCUGAGGUGGAACAGCCUGACUUGUAUCAGUGCAUGCAGAAACCUCCAGGAGCUCAAUAUGUCAGAGUGUGUCAAUGUCACAGACAAGAUUGUUCAGAGAAUCGUCGAGACCUGUCCCUGCCUGCUCUACUUGAACCUUUCCUGCACACAUAUCACCAACAAAUCUCUGAGAGAACUGUCCAGGAACUGUGUCAAUCUUCAAUACCUGAGUCUGGCCUACUGCUACAGAUUCACAGAUAAUGGUUUUACGUACCUGAGCACAGGGAAGGGCUGCCGCAAUCUCAUCCACCUUGACCUCUCCGGCUGCACUCAGAUGACGGUAAACGGGUUCAGUUACAUCUCAGCCGGAUGUCCUUCGCUCAGAGAGAUCGUGAUCAAUGACAUGAUCACACUGUCGGAUAGCUGUGUUUUGGCCUUGAUUGCCAGAUGUCGCUGUCUGUCUGCCAUUUCUCUGCUGGAUGCUCCUCAUCUUUCCGACAUCGCCUUCAAAGCCAUCGCAGAGGUGGCCAAACUGAAAACUUUUAGCACAGAGGGUAACAACCAAAUGACAGACGUCAGCCUGGAGGCCGUGUGCAGCAGCUCGCCGGGCCUCUGCAGACUCCACGCUGCAGACUGUUCCAGAUUGACAGACGCCAGCCUCACAUCCGCGGCCACCCUGAAGAAUCUGCAGCACCUGGACAUAUCAGUUUGUUACAAGGUGAGUGAUUAUGGAAUCAUGUGCUUGACUGAAGGCUCGUCAUCCAACCAACUGAGAGAGCUGAACGUCAGUCACUGCAGCAGCAUCACUGAUGUAUCUGUCAGGAGGAUUGCACAGAGGUUGUGUAAGCUGUACACUCUUAACCUGAGUUAUUGUGAGCGACUGACUGACAGGAGUCUGGAGUGGUUGAGUGGCAGCUCUAUCUGCUCUCUUCACGUCAGUGGUUGCAACAUCCAGGAUCAGGGGCUCGCAGCUCUCCAAGAAAUCCACUUGAAGAAGUUAGAGCUUGCUGAGUGUGUCUGCAUCACAGACAUCGGCAUAGAGAGGGUGUGUAAGAUGGCGAGAGAUCUGGAGCAGGUCGAUGUGUCUCACUGUGUAGCUCUGUCAGACUCGGCCAUCAGAGCCGUUUCAUUUUACUGCAGAGGUCUCGUUACACUCAGGAUGUCAGGCUGUCCAAAGAUGACCGACAUGGCGGUUCAGUAUCUGACGAGUGGAUCUCAGUACCUUCAAGAGCUCGAUGUGAGCGGCUGUGUUCUCCUCACAGACCGCUCCCUCCGACACUUAGAGAGGAUCUGUCCUCCACUCCGCUCCGUCACCAUGGUCUCCUGCAGCAGCAUCUCCAAGGCAGCUGCUUUGAAGCUUCAGCCUCGUGUGGCGUACUGGGAGCACAGCAGUGAUGACUCUACGUAUUGAUUUUAGAACCACAUGGGCCAAAAUGGUGCAUCCAAUCACAAAAACCAUCAAGAUACCUGGGGACAGUUA
Molecule: messenger RNA, 1977 nt
Organism: Labrus mixtus (cuckoo wrasse)
Lineage: Eukaryota; Metazoa; Chordata; Actinopteri; Labriformes; Labridae
Gene: fbxl13
Product: F-box and leucine-rich repeat protein 13
Exons: 17
Coding region: 1-1908 (635 amino acids)
Biological process (GO): SCF-dependent proteasomal ubiquitin-dependent protein catabolic process
Cellular component (GO): SCF ubiquitin ligase complex
Molecular function (GO): protein binding
Source: RefSeq, a predicted model, not a curated record